AUGUUCCGGAACGCUCUCCGACAGUCCACGCGUGCCGUGGGCGCCGUCUCUGCUGCCGGCAGAGUCGCCGCGCCUUUUGGGUUCUCCGACGCGCUGGCGGUGCCGGCCCGAUUUGAGCACUUUGCUGGGGCUUCGGCUAACUUGCUCCCGUUUCCGUCCCAGUCUCGAAGUGCCGCAAAACCCGCCGUUGUCGCCGGUCUGCAGGCGGCUCGAACCUACGCCGACAAGGCCUCACCAACUGAGGUCUCCUCGAUCCUCGAGCAGCGCAUCCGUGGUGUCCAGGAGGAGUCUGGACUCGCUGAGACUGGUCGUGUCCUUUCCGUCGGCGAUGGUAUCGCUCGUGUCCACGGUCUUGCCAAUGUCCAGGCCGAAGAGCUGGUUGAGUUCGCCUCUGGUGUCAAGGGUAUGUGCAUGAACCUCGAGGCCGGCCAGGUCGGUGUUGUGCUAUUCGGUUCCGAUCGCCUUGUCAAGGAAGGCGAGGCUGUCAAGCGUACCGGCGCCAUUGUCGACGUCCCCGUUGGCCCUGAGCUGCUUGGCCGUGUCAUCAACGCUCUCGGCGAGCCGAUAGAUGGAAAGGGCCCUCUUAACACCAAGGAGCGUCGCCGUGUGCAGCUCAAGGCUCCCGGAAUUUUGCCUCGCAAGUCUGUCAACGAGCCCGUCCAGACUGGUUUCAAGUCCAUCGAUGCCAUGGUACCCAUUGGUCGUGGCCAGCGUGAGUUGAUCAUCGGCGAUCGUCAGACCGGCAAGACUGCCGUCGGUCUUGACACCAUCCUCAACCAGAAGCGAUGGAACAACGGCAACGAUGAGUCCAAGAAGCUGUACUGUGUCUACGCCGCCGUUGGUCAGAAGCGAUCCACUGUUGCCCAGCUCGUCAAGACCCUCGAGGAGAACGAUGCAAUGAAAUAUUCCAUCGUGGUAGCUGCGACUGCUUCCGAAGCUGCACCUUUGCAGUACAUUGCGCCAUUUACAAGCGCAGCUUGCGGUGAAUGGUUCCGUGACAACGGACGGCAUUCCCUGGUGAUCUACGACGAUCUGUCCAAGCAGGCCGUCGCCUACCGUCAGAUGUCCCUGCUUCUCCGUCGUCCUCCUGGUCGCGAGGCUUACCCGGGUGACGUUUUCUACUUGCACUCUCGUCUGCUCGAGCGUGCUGCUAAGCUCAACAAUGACCAUGGUGGCGGUUCAAUGACUGCCUUGCCCAUCAUUGAGACUCAGGGUGGUGAUGUAUCUGCCUACAUUCCCACCAACGUCAUUUCCAUUACCGAUGGUCAGAUCUUCCUGGAGUCCGAAUUGUUCUACAAGGGUAUCCGUCCCGCUAUCAACGUCGGUCUGUCCGUCUCUCGUGUCGGUUCCUCUGCGCAGCUCAAGGCCAUGAAGCAGGUCGCUGGUUCCCUCAAGCUUUUCUUGGCCCAGUACCGCGAGGUCGCUGCAUUCGCCCAGUUUGGUUCUGAUCUGGAUGCUUCCACCAAGCAAACCCUGGCCCGUGGUGAGCGUUUGACUGAGCUUCUCAAGCAGAAGCAAUACUCUCCCAUGGCUGUCAAUGAGAUUGUUCCCCUCAUUUUCGCUGGUGUCAACGGGUACCUCGAUAACGUCCCUGUGUCCAAGAUUCUCCAGUGGGAGUCUGACUACCUUGCUCACCUCAAGGCCAACGAGCCUGAGAUCCUCAACACCAUCGAGAAGGAGGGUGCCAUUAGCAAGGAGCUUGAGGCUAAGCUGAAGGACGUCACCCAGUCUUUCAUCAAGAGCUUCCUUGGCUAA
Messenger RNA from Metarhizium album ARSEF 1941, 1755 nucleotides. RefSeq names its product ATP synthase alpha chain. Lineage: Eukaryota; Fungi; Ascomycota; Sordariomycetes; Hypocreales; Clavicipitaceae. The coding region runs from base 1 to 1755 and encodes 584 amino acids. Gene Ontology annotation, molecular function: proton-transporting ATP synthase activity, rotational mechanism; ADP binding; ATP binding. The record is from RefSeq and is a predicted model, not a curated record. The transcript has 6 exons. Gene Ontology annotation, biological process: proton motive force-driven ATP synthesis; proton transmembrane transport.